Daldinia childiae is the source of this 1188-nucleotide messenger RNA. Its product is annotated as putative U3 small nucleolar RNA-associated protein 7. The record is from RefSeq and is a predicted model, not a curated record. Gene Ontology annotation, molecular function: protein binding. The transcript has 2 exons. Lineage: Eukaryota; Fungi; Ascomycota; Sordariomycetes; Xylariales; Hypoxylaceae. Gene Ontology annotation, cellular component: 90S preribosome; nucleolus; small-subunit processome. Bases 1 to 1188 code for a protein of 395 amino acids. Gene Ontology annotation, biological process: maturation of SSU-rRNA from tricistronic rRNA transcript (SSU-rRNA, 5.8S rRNA, LSU-rRNA).
AUGGAUUGGCGCGAAGGCAAGUUGGGGUGUGAGCUACAGCUUGGAGAGACGGUCCGUGAUGCGCGGUGGCUACACAAUAACCAGUUUUUCGCCGUGUCGCAAAAGAAACAUGUCUAUAUAUACGAUCGUCAGGGUGUUGAAGUACAUUGCCUGAGGAAACACCAAGAAGUCACGCAUAUGGAAUUCCUGCCGUACCACUUUUUAUUGGCAACCCUGGGAAUGUCGGGUUUUCUCAAGUACCAAGACGUAUCUACCGGUCAACUAGUGACAGAAAUACCGACGAAGCUCGGAGCACCAGUGUCUCUUACACAAAACCCCUAUAACGCCGUUUUACAUGCUGGCCACCAGAACGGAACUGUUACAUUAUGGUCUCCUAACUCACCCGAACCACUCGUGAAGCUAUUGGCGCAUAGAGGCCCCGUCCGGUCAUUGGCCGUGGAUAGGGAAGGCCGAUAUAUGGUAUCGGCAGGGCAAGAUUGCAAAAUGGCAGUUUGGGAUAUAAGGAUGUUCAAAGAAGUCAAUAGCUAUUUUACGCGACAACCCGCAUCGUCGAUCGCAAUAUCAGACCGAGGUCUCACCGCAGUAGGAUGGGGUACGAAGACGACAAUUUGGAAAGGCCUUUACUCUAAGCACGCUGCCGAACAGGAGAAGAUCCAGAGUCCAUACAUGGCCUGGGGCGGCGAGGGUAAGCGCAUCGAGCGCGUGCGUUGGUGCCCAUUCGAAGAUAUUCUAGGAUUGGGUCACGACGAAGGAUUUUCGUCGAUCAUUGUCCCUGGUGCCGGAGAACCUAACUUUGAUGCUCUGGAAGUCAAUCCAUUCGAAACGGGUAAACAACGACAAGAGACUGAAGUCAAGUCGUUAUUGAACAAGUUGCAACCCGAGAUGAUCGCGCUAGAUCCUAACUUCAUUGGAAACCUUGAUCUACGUUCUGAGCAGCAACGUCAAGCUGAGAAGGAUCUCGAUGCGAAACCCGUUGAUAUUGAGACAGAACUUAGGAAUAGGGCACGCGGAAAGAAUAGUGCGCUACGCAGAUAUCUACGAAAGCAACGAGGUAAGAAUAUUAUUGAUGAGAAGAGGCUUAAAGUUGAAGAACUCUGGAAGGAACAGCUACAGCAGCGGGGAGAAAAGCAAAAAGAAAAAGAGGUUGAGCUCGGCCCGGCUCUGGCAAGAUUUGCUAGAAAAGAUUAA